CAAACAAAGAAACUAUUUUGGAACUGCCUCCAGCUUUGAGUUUCAGUUGAAAAUCUAUUCUUUCAAUAUCAACAACAUCAAGAUCGAUUUUUGGGUAUAAAUUCUUGAAAGAAGCCUCUCCAGAGCAUCAAUCUCUUGCAUCAUGUUCAAGAAACAUAACAUCACUUGUAUUCUUUGGAUUACAAUCGGCCUGAUGGCCAUCGCUGUCCAAGCAGGGCCAGUUGACGAGAAUGAAAUACAAAAGGGACGGGAGUGCAAGACCUUCUGCGAUAGGUGCGGAUGUAUUGGAUUCUAUUGUGGCGAGGAAUGCAUCUGUGAGUGCAAUCAGGAGAAGAAUGGUGGAGACACCGAGUGCAUUGCAGCCAUUCAAGCUGACGCCAAAAAGAACAGGACCCCCUUCGAGAUUCUCAUUCAAGGACCCAGUGCAAAUAGAUUCUUAAGGAAUGCUCUGCAAUUUGAACAGAAUCAACAAACCUGUAACGCCGAGGAGUCUGGACGUUCGAAAAGGAGUACCGUAGUGAUCUAUAAGCCAGCCGCUGAGGAUCUCCUCAAUUACGAUGGAUUCUGUGAGAGGCCUCUGACCAAGGAAGAUGUUGUUGAAAUGAAGAAGACAUUUCGUGCUAAACGAGCUAUAGGCGGAGAUUCAUGGUUCACAGACUUCUCAAACACUUUUGUGAAGCCAGCUCCUAUUACUGGAAUGUCAGUUGAUGCAGAAGAAAUUGACGAGAUGAUCGAUGAGGAGGAACCAGAGGUAGAGGAAGAGAACGUAGUCGCAGUGACGGAAGAAAGUAUCAUUCCAAAAAUUCGUGAGAUCAGGAAGGACAUCAGGAAUGCCCUCAACAUUGGUGAGAGUGAAAGUAUUGUAAAGGGAAUUCGCAAGACUUUCAACAAAAUCGGUGACAAGGCCCUGAAAGCUGUUGAGCUCGACGGAACAGUCAAGAAAAUCCGUGGUGCCAUCACAACACUGCUUCCCGACGAAACCGAAGGUGGCAACGCUCUGAGAACCGGCAGAAAAAUUAUCAACAAAAUCAGAGGAAAGAUCUUCCAGCCCUACGGUGAGGAGGAAGAACCCCGCAAAUAGUAAGCCCGAGGGCUUGAAAUAAAAGCCCACUCUGGGGUGUGUCUUUUUUGUGUUCUAGAAAUCCGUUAUUUAUUGUAAUAUUUAUUUUAUUCAAAUAAUAAAAAAAAUG
Messenger RNA from Eupeodes corollae, 1190 nucleotides. RefSeq lists its product as uncharacterized. The coding region runs from base 143 to 1081 and encodes 312 amino acids. The transcript has a single exon. NCBI's taxonomy places the organism in Eukaryota, Metazoa, Arthropoda, Insecta, Diptera, Syrphidae. The record is from RefSeq and is a predicted model, not a curated record.